Molecule: messenger RNA, 2397 nt
Organism: Aplysia californica (California sea hare)
Lineage: Eukaryota; Metazoa; Mollusca; Gastropoda; Aplysiida; Aplysiidae
Exons: 5
Coding region: 245-2326 (693 amino acids)
Source: RefSeq, a predicted model, not a curated record
UGGCCACACCCUCCGCACGUAGAUCGGGUAAUUUAUUCCUGCUUUUGAUUAAUAUAAACCGGAACGAAAAGACGACUAAAUUUGAAAAAGCAGACACAUUUUUAGUGGUUUGCAAGCCAUACAUAGCAAUGACUAACCGGCAUGUGCAAUCUUUGAAGGUAUAAAAAGACUAUCACAAACAAUUGAAGAUCGACUCAGUUACUCGUACGUAGUCUGUCAUCGCUGGGACGAACAGAGACAAAUCAUGUCGUUCCGGUUCCGAUCGAAGUCGAAGCAGAGCAUUAAAUCAGUCGAAGAGCAAAACAAUGAUCAAGACACGGUCAUCAUGAGGAAGAGGCGGAAAAGCAAUUUGAGGUUACUGCGCAUUGCACUUAAAAGCAGACUGCGAAAAGCGUAUGAAUUCCGCAAACAAAUCACCUCCAAGUUCGAGAAGGCGAUGAACCAGUGCAUCUUCAUCCGCAUUGAGGGCAUCAUUCUUAACUCCUCGGGCUCUAGCUUUCGAAAACAGAACAAAAAACCCGGAAGAGGAACGGGAGCGGCAGGCAAGAUGUCUACAGCCCGAAAAUCCAUCGUUCGUGUGUCCGUGAAGAAACCGCGAACUAUAUCGUUUGUAGACGAUUAUGAUGAGAAGCCAAAGCAGAGGCGACGCAAGAGCGACUCAAUUGCUGGCGCAUUGAACGAAUUUCUCAGCGUCAGCAAAAAGGACAAGGAGGAAGAAGAACCGAAGCACAAACGUCAUGUGUCUUUUCCGACACUGGACGAGCAGGCGAUCGAGCUAAGCCAGAUAGUAUCUGCGGUGACCAAAGAGGCGGAGGCAGGGGGCAGACUGGGGACAUCUGUGUCCAUUUGGGACUCCGUGAAAACGAGCAAAGGGGCGUCCUCGGGGAGAAAGGGGACACCGGGAUUCGGCGACAAGACACUGGGCAAGAAGCCGAGAAAGAAACAGAGGGAGAGAUCCACAAGUUUGUACCAGCUGAUCGCCACGCAGGAAGAAGACGCUGAGCACAAAACAGCCCGGAGAAAGUCGCGGAAAUUCUCCAUGGGGCGACAGAAAAACGAACAGUCGUCUUCGCCAAACAGUGUGUCAUCAACGGAUUCCAGAUCGCCAAAGGGUUCGCUUUCAAAGCUCAAACAGGUUUUGGGUGGGAAAAGAAAACGUAGCCCAGGCCCAUCGCAACAAAGCAGAGCGUCUGCGGGCAGCAUCAAUUCUAACAACAGACGAGGGAGAAGGACACCGAGUGUAGAAUCAACAGACUCACACCAGCAGAGGGUUGGUCUGAACCAGUCGGAGUCAAAAAACUCCAGAGAUUCAACUGACUACCAAGACUGCAUACCGGAAGAAAACGACGAAGAAACAUCCCAGCAUACCCCCAGUCAGCGGGAAACACCAAAAACAGAAACUACCGACGACGAAAAUGUAGGAGCAACCAGUUAUGCGCAAGCUGCCAAGUCGCUAGUCUCUAACAUUAUAUGGGAAAAGACAGACACUGAAAGUACUAAUGGUGCCUCGCCCGAGCCAGGGCCUGGGGGUACAGCAAGGGGUCAGAACCUUGCGGCAUCUCGGGGUCCUUCUGACACAGCUGAAAGCCAAGGAAAGGAGGCAGGCAGUAGCUAUAUACUCCAAUAUCUUCCGUGGUACACAUCCUCAGAGCAAACCACAUCAGCCGGCUCAGGAAGAAGAGAGGCCAGAAGCGACGACCCCAGCGAGUUUAAAAAGGCAACCAGGUCGGAACAUAACCCGGUCAGCGGCACAAGCACCCAGAUAACGCCACAGCCGUCGGUGCAGCAGGCGUCUGUUGCACAGAAAUCGAAACAGUCACAACUAGGUGCACAACAAACGGGAUCGGGGAAGAAGAGCUCAGCAGCGCGGGGUCGUUCAUCGCCACUGGCACCAGAACAAGGCUCGCAAGAUUCCUUUGCAAGUGUCAUAGAGCUGGACAGCAGGGAGUUUGACAGACUGAGAGCGAUGAGGGCAACUGAUAAAACUAAGACGAAGAAAAACAAAAAUGCGCAUUCCAGCUCUUUGAACGACUGGUCAAGUUCAGGAAUCAUCAUUGACGACCUCUGCCUACCAAAAUACAACAACAGUGACCACAACGACGAAAUUCGACAACUACAAUACGAGCUGUGGAAAGCCAAAGAACAAGUGGGAGCCCUCAGGAGAGUCAACAGUUUCCUCAAGGAAAGAAAUGGACAUCCAGCAACAGAGACAAAAACAGAGCCAGUGGAAAGUACCACCUCAGACCAGAGAGCAACUCCGUCUCUGCUCGUGUCUUUCAUACCAGCCAUAGUGCUUGGGAUUUUGACAGGAAAGUUUGUACUCUAGAUGGCUGUCAGUAAACAGUUUAACUUUGAUCUGAAAAAAAAUUGUGGCUCCCUUAAUCGUUCCUUUUUAGU